CAGGCGGCCCAGGGCGCCGCCCGUUCGCAGUGCGCGCUCCACCGAGCGCUCCGGAAGGAGAAAGAGCCGGGCAGGCGGGCGGCCGAGGCCCCGCGAGGGCUCUUGGCGUAUAUUCCCUCGGGUGAUCUCCUUUUCCAGCGUCUCGUCCCUCUCUCGCCAAGCCCCGCCGCCUGUGUGUUUUCGUUUUUGGCUCGGUUUGUUCUUCGCAGUCUGAUGCACGUUUUCUUAGGGGCUUGCGGGCCCGGCUACGGGUGGGAAGAGGCCAGCGGCCGAGGCGCGCGCUCUGGCGGGCCGUAGGCCGUGCACCUGCGGCCGGCGGCCUGGCACCUGGGACCAGGCGGCUGGACGCGGGCGGACGGGCAGUUGUCACUGCACGUUCCGCACACCAACGUGGUUUUUCUCCGGAGUUCAGAGGGUGCGGAGCUGACCCAGAAGCCUCUCCUUGGCCAGUGUUUUUCUAAGGAACUCAUCUUCCACAGCUCAGCUCCACAGAACCGGCAGGGACUCUUCUAGGAGCAGAGGAAAUGGCACUCUUCAGGCAGCUGUCCCUGGCCUCAAAGGCCGCCCUGGCUGCGGUCACUGUCUUCGUGUCCAUGAUUGUCUCCCGCUCCUUUCUGGCAGAGACCCUUGAGCUGAGAGCCUGGCGUUGGCUGUUUCGCCUGCAGCUUGCCUUCUUUGUUAACUCGCUCAUGCUCAUUGGCUCUCUCUACAUCUGGCAUAGUACUGUGAGCAACCUCAGCCACUCCCAGGCCGGGCAGUCCACCUGUUUCCGGCUUUGGAAGCUGGUUGUUAUGGUAUUUCUGGGACUGGCCCAUUCCAGUUUCUUCACCAUGCUCUUUUUAGUGGCUGAGGAGCCCUAUCUCUUUUCCAUGGCAGCCUACUCCUGCCUGGGUGCUUAUGUCAUCAUGCUGUUCUUCCUUUGCAUCCUCAGCGGGAUGGAGCAGGCCUACCAACUCUUGGCCUGGCACCGCGGUAGGGUGGCAAGCGGCCUUGACAAAUCUCAGAAGCUGGUCCUCAGGCCUGCCCUGGCAGUGGUGGUGACUGCUGUGCUCAGUGUGAUGGGCUUCCUGAAUGCUGCUCAGCCCCCAGCUGUGAAAACUGUGGCAGUGCCCAUCCAUCAGCUGCCCCCAUCCAUGAACAACCUCAAGAUCGUGCUUCUCUCAGACAUCCACUUGGGGCCUAUGGUGGGCAAGACAAAGAUGCAGCUGUUCGUGAGGAUGGUGAAUGCUCUGGAACCAGACAUCACAGUGAUUGUGGGUGACCUCUCUGAUUCGGAAGCCUCUGUGCUCCAGACAGCUGUUGCUCCUUUGGGACAGCUUCACUCACGCCUUGGCACCUACUUUGUCACAGGCAAUCAUGAGUACUACACAUCAGACGUCAGCAACUGGUUUGCCCUGCUGGAGUCCCUGCACGUCCGGCCUCUUCACAAUGAGAAUGUAAAGAUCUCUGCAAUAGGGGCCCGAGAUGGUGGUAGUGCAGGGGAAGGUAAUGAUUGGAUCUGCUUGGCUGGGGUGGAUGACAUCGAAGCAGACAUUCUGCACUACUCUGAUCAUGGCAUGGACCUCAGCAAGGCCCUAGAGGACUGCAGCCCAGACCACACCACCAUCUUGCUAGCCCAUCAGCCCCUGGCCGCCAAGAGAGCUCUCCAGGAGCGGCCAGAUAUAAACUUGAUCCUUUCGGGGCACACACACGCUGGGCAGCUCUUCCCCUGGAAUGUGGCAGCUUAUCUCCUGAACCCUUUCUUUGCAGGUCUCUACCAAGUGGCUGAGACUACAUUUGUAUAUGUCAGCCCAGGUACAGCCUACUACGGGAUACCAAUGCGGCUGGGGAGCAGGGCAGAGAUCACAGAGCUCAUCCUGCAGUGCGCUCCCUGAGCCAGCGUUGCUCUGGAACCUUGCCCUGCCCUGCCCUGCCCUGCCCUGCCCUGCCCUGCCCUGCCCUGCCCUGCCCUGCCCUGCCUUCACCUUCCAGCCCUCUUCAGUGUGACUUGCCUGGUGUACCCUUCCAGCCUCUCCUCCCCACCCCUGCUGAUACCCUCUUUGUCACAAAGCCUGAUGUGAACAAGGUCACUUAUAAGGGAAUACAAAUUAUUUCCCAGCAGGUGUGGAGUGAGGCAUCCUACCAAGUGUGUGGGAGGGAGCGGAACGGAAGCAUCAGAUUGCUGCAAAGGGACCCUUUGAGUCUUCAGGGUAGGGAAAGGGCAGGUGCCUUCUUAAACCCUCAUUAGAACUUAGGUGAUCCAGAACCUUUCUGGCAAGGAGUGAUAUUUGUAGUUAAUUUGAGAGAGACGAAUGGGCCGAAAAGCCCCUUCCACUGCUGGAGGGGAGUAUUUUGUUUUCCUCCUUGCUUCUGUUGGAGUAACCUCUAUGGAGGGCAUUAACAAAACCUGCUUGAACACAGGGCCCCUCCUGUCUGGGCCUUGAGUGAUGCAGUUUAGCUGGGUUACUGGGCUGGGCGGUCUUAGCAUGAGAAGAAAUAGCACUGUGGCAAGGGGUGGUAAUAGUGAAAUUUAAAACUUUGCUUCUCUGAUUUUCUGUAACAGUCGAGUGAGAAAAUUAGGGAUGGGCUACUUCCCUGUUUAGAGAUGAGGAAAUGAAGGCAGAGAAAGGUAGGGGACUGGCAAAAGGCCAAGUAUGUUGGAGGGCGGGGCUGUAGCUCAGAUCACUUGCCUAGUGUGUGAGGCCCUGAGUUUGAUCCUCAGAGCCUUGAACAAAACAAAUUAAAAAUCCUAAAGUUAUCAUUUCUCGGUCUUUUGGUUAAGAUCAGGUGUAAAACCUCGAAAAUUGUAUUGGAGAUUUGCUGCCCGAAUCCAGGUCUUCUACCUCCCAUUGAAAGCUAUUUCCAUUCUGAUGGUCAAACAGCUUUAUUAUUUACAGAUGAGUACACUAUUCUACUGCAUUUGCCACAAAAAGUAAGAAACGAGGCCAUAGAACAGUGAUGGCCAACCUUUUAGAGUUUUCAGUGCUAGCAGCUGCUGUGGCACAUGCGCCAUAGGUUUGCCACCACUGCCCUAGAAACUGUUGUUUCUUCACAGUGUCAGCUUGCAGCUGACUUCAGCUUAUGUACAGCUAUGUGUGGCAGAGCCUGGAUUCAGUGUAGGCUGUCUGCUACAUUUGCAGAUGAAUCAGAAAAUGGGAGCCCCAACUCCUCACCCCAGGUUUGGGUCUGGCUUUUUGUGAGAUACAGAGGUUCACUGUCUUCCACUGGGGAAAUUAAGGCCCUUGCAGGCUUCCCUGUGGAAGUAGGGCUAAGGAAACAGGGACCUGUCCUGGGCACAGUCCAAGCCACCUGCUUAACCCAUAAAAGCUGCCCUUGGAAUGGUAGCUCCAGAACAGUCGGACCAUUUUUACUGGUCUCUAGACACAUGGAAAAACUUGUAGGAGUUCCCCUGCAGUGUGACUCCAAACCUGGCAGCCUAGCUCUUGAGAGAUGCGUGAGAGACCAACUUUGGGCUGGCAGUAAGCACGUUUAGGAAAAGGCCUCACUGAGAAGACAGGGCCUGGGCUUAGCAUUGACUUGGUGAUUUUUAGGCAUUCAAUUGCAUCCUUUUGAUGGGAGCACAGAUGCCCCCUCUGCUCUCAGGUGUGUGACCUGACCCCACUGAUAGCUUGGCUUCCUUCCAUCAACCCUGAAAUGGGAUUAAUGAUUGUAACUACCUCAAGAGUGCUUUCUUGGGAGGAUAGUAAGACUGAGGUGUGAAUUUCAGGUGAAGUAGUGUACACAGUCAGCACUUAGCGUAGUGUUAGGUUAAUUUUUCACUACCACAUAGAGUGUGCUAAGUAACAGGGCACAGGGACCCAAGAAUUUUUGGAACAGCCAGUGUUGGGGAAUUGAGCAGGUAGUGAGUUGCUUGCUGCCAGGUUCAAGGAAUUGUCCUGGCAGCAGCGCCGGGAGGUUGCCUCGCUGUCUGUGUUAAGAUGUUAUGUACUCGCUGCUUGGCAGAUGCAGUUUAUUCAUUUUCUCCUUGUCCUCCUGGUGUUUGUUGGAGGUUUGGGGGAUCCAGGACAGUAGGCCAUCCAGUCAAGUCUAAGAAAUGUCUGAGUUGAAGCCUCAAUGGCAUCCUCAUUUUUUCUCCCUAUUUAGAAUUUGAAAGCAGUGGAAACGGGCUUUUUAAAAACACAUUUUUAUGCCAGGCAUGAUGGUCCACACAUGUAAUCUUAGCACUUAAGAGGCAGGACAAAAGGAUUACCAUGCAUUUGAGGCUAAGCUGGGCUACAGAACAAGACCCUGAUUCAAAAACAAAACAAGUUCCAGGUCUGCUUGGGCUACAUCGCAAGACCUUGUCUUAGAAAAACAAGCAAAACACAUUUUGCAGGUUCUUAGAGGGAUUGCAGCUCAGUGCCCAAUUUGCUGGCUCCCUGCUCCAGGGCGCUGUUGCCUGCCUGGCCACCCCUCCAUCCUUAGGACAGCCACUCCUUCAGAUGCUUUCUAGUCACCCUGCUAUGUUUUUGGUCAUCAUUUUUAUUGUUUUCAAUUCUUUCUUGUUUUGGAUUUCACCACAUUAAGCUAGUUGUUGGCCAUUUCAUUCCUAGCUUUUGCUGUAACGUUUGACUUAACUGCUACACCCAUUAUUUUACUGCUUCUUGAUUUCUGAAUCUUUCUUAUCAGUGUCCAGGGCUUGAUGUAAUUAGUUUUCAUUAGGCUUUUCUUGGACUUGUAUACUUUUUUUGGCACAGCAGGUUGAACUUUGCACUUGCCAGAUAGGCACUUAUGCCACUGACCUAUCUCCCCAGCCCUUGUUUUUUUCUUUUGGAUGCCAUCUUUUGUGCUCUAUGUACCCUUUGUUCUCUCUGGAAUCUGCUUGACCCCUGGCUUUUGCAUUAACCGAAAAGAAAUGGGCCCAUUCCAUGUAAUUGAGAGACAUCCGCACUCUCAUGCUUGAUUUGUAUUCCCUGUCUGGACAGGUAUUCUCCUCGCAGAAAAUUCUCCAUUCCUUUCCAGAUUUGCCUCUCUUGUGGCAUUCUUUGUCCUCUCUCUUCAAUGUUCUUUCUUAUUUUCUUCAUCUGUGCUGAGGAUUGAAUUCAGGGCCUUUACCCAGAGUCUCAUCCCCAGCCAUUUCACAUUUUUAAAUGUUGAGUCUUGCUAAGUUGCCUCAGCUGGACUCAGACCUUCCCACCUCCAGGCUGAGCCUCCCAAAUCUGAAGUGUAGGCAUGUGCCAUUGCACCCAGUUUGUUAGUGUUCUUAAUGUAUUCAUUACACUGCCAUUAUCACACCCUUUUGUUUUGUUCAUGCUUGUGGG
Octodon degus (degu) is the source of this 5240-nucleotide messenger RNA. RefSeq names its product transmembrane protein with metallophosphoesterase domain (gene Tmppe). Gene Ontology annotation, molecular function: hydrolase activity. The record is from RefSeq and is a predicted model, not a curated record. The transcript has 2 exons. The coding region runs from base 525 to 1874 and encodes 449 amino acids. Lineage: Eukaryota; Metazoa; Chordata; Mammalia; Rodentia; Octodontidae.